UUUUACCGGGUGGGAGUUGGGGCCCCUUCCUGUUCCUGCUUAAUGCCUCAUGGAAAGUCAGCUUCUUCCUUAGAUUCGGCAGCUUGGAAGGAACCAGAGUUGUGAAUCUGGAACCCUGGUCAGGUCAGCCAGAACCUGCUGCUUGGAAGCUCUUGCUCAGAUCUCUGGAGAAGGUGGAAAUCUUUCUGGUUGGAACAGCUGUAAUAAGAGAACUUGGAGCAUUGGUGGAAGAGGUUGGCAAUUAAGUUAUUGUGCCUGAAUCUGCCACAUCAGAAUCCAUCCCAGAGCGUUGGAGAUAAUCCUCUUCUGCAUUUUCCGAGAAGAUCCUGAGUCCAGCCUCGGCUUUUCUGCCUCCACCAUGUCGGACCCCGAGGAUGAGGAUGGUGAAUCUUGUUGGAACAACCUGGAAAGCUUCCGCGUGAAGCUGAUUUCGGUGAUCGACCCUUUCAGAAUAACGCCUUACCUCCGGCAGUGCCGAGUCAUCAACCAUGAUGAUGAGGAGCAGAUCCUGAAUGAUCCCAGCUUGGUACUCCGGAAAAGGAAAACAGGACUGCUCCUAGAUCUCCUCCAGAGGACAGGCAAAAAGGGGUUUGUGGCUUUCCUGGAGAGUCUGGAGUUGUACUACCCGCAUCUCUACAAGAAAAUAACAGGCAACGACCCCACCCGGGUCUUCUCCAUGAUAAUAGACACGGCGGGAGAGUCGGGCCUGAUGGAAGUGCUGAUGAGUGAGGUCUCAAAGCUGCAAGCGGCCAUCCGAGAAGAAAGGCAGAAGGUCCAGGAGCUGAACGUGACACUCAGCACCAAGGAGGACACCAUCAAGGAGAUGAGGGUGAGGGACAGUGUCCUGCGCAAGUACCAGGAGCGGGCACACAAGGUGAAGGAGGAGAGGGACUCCCUCAGCAAGGAACUGAUGCUGUGCCGAGAGGAGAACUACAAGUUGGCCAUGAAGUACGCCAAGCAGAGUGAGGAGAAGAAUGUGGCCUUGAUGAAGAACCGGGAUCUGCAGCUGGAGAUCGACUGCCUGCGGCACAGUCUGAUCAAGGCUGAAGAUCACUGCAGCCUGGAACGAAAGCACACGCUGAACCUGAAGGAAGCCAUGGAGCAGCGGCCCAGCCACGAGGCGGUGUGGGAAAUCCAGCGGGAGAAGGACCUGCUGUUGGCCAAGAACAAGGAGCUGGAGAGCACACUGCAGGUCACCAAGAACGGCAGCUCCGAGCAGGACGGGGUCCCCCUCCAGGCUCUCGAGGCCGAGUGGAGGCGGGUGCUGAAGGAACAACAGGAGCUGGUGAACACCACCUGCGAUUUACGCCAAGCGCUCCAGAGAGCUGAAGAUGGGCGGGAUAAACUUGUAGGAGAGAAGGAGCUCUUGGAACUGAGAUGCACUUCCUUGCAAAAUGAUAACCAAAUUUACCAAAAUCGUAUCAAGGCUAUUUUAAAACAGCUGGAAGAGGUGGCUGCUGAAAGAGAUCAGGCUCUUCUGACCCAGGAGGAAUGCCACAAGCAAUACUCCCGAGGCCUGAGAGAGAAAGACAGCUACCGGAAGCAGAUCCGGGAACUCGGGGAGCGUUGUGACGAACUGCAGCUGCAGCUCUUCCAGAAAGAGGGACGACUGCUGAGUGCAGAAACCCAGCUGAAACGGCUGUGCCGCGAUCCCUCUGCUAUGACUUCAGAUCUUGAAGAAAACUCAUCCCGCAGCUCUCAAGAGCUGACUCCCCAUGGAAAUCCAGAUGAAGACAGGAAAGGCACCAAACCAAGAAGGAGCCCAGUGGAUGGAGAACUGCCAGAGAAAGGGCAUCGGCGAAUGAAGGACAGUUUUGAGCAUUAUCGGAGAAAGAGAGCUCUACGAAGGGUGCAGGAGAGCCGCUAUCACGAAGCUUACUGGGAACAUUCCUCAGGAAGUGAGAACACAGACACCGAAGGCUCCUGACCUCGUCUGCUACCUGGAGGGAGAAGUGGAGAAUUUAGGGGACUCUUCAACCAAUCUCCAACCCAUCUACUUCUCAUUCACAAGCAACAUGGGCAGCGGGAGGACUAAAUGGGUGAAUUAUUUUGCUGAGACCACCUAGAUUUUACAUCUCUAUCCAGCUGACUGAAUGAUGCUGUCCAGAUUCCUUCCCAGUGUCUGAAGGACUUGGGGACCUGGAGCAGGUUUGGGUUCCAGCCAAAGAAGACUCAGUGGCUGUGAGGUUUAGCCACCCCAUCCCCCAUCUGGAUUUCAGAUUCUAGAUUUUCUGUUUAUAUAUUGGCUGUUGUUUUUCUCUUUUGAUUCCUGGUGCGUUUAUGUGGUAUGCCACCCAGAAUCACACUGGCUGAAUUUGUCAGCAUUAAUUACAGGUAGUUCUCGACUUCUGACCGGUCGUUUGGCGACAACCCAAUUUCGAAGUUACAGCCACUUUAGUACUACCAAUUGUUUUCCCUCCCACUGAGCCAAUGCAGUAUUCCCCCCUUGCAGUAUUCUCCCUCCAUUUUCCACCCCAUCUUAAAGAGUCCCUUUAGGCUCUGGGCCUUCUUCCCACCCUGCUGAGUCCCAUACCCUCUCCCCACCCUCAUCACUGAUCACUCACCUUUUACUGUGGAUCGGGGUCCCCAACCCCUGGGUUGUGGCCCACUGCUGGGCCAUGAGCCAUUCGGAAUCAGGCUGUGGAAGCGGCAGGUGAGCACAUGUGCACAUGCAUGCAUCCCCACGUGCGUGAGCAGCAGGCAAGCACGUACACACACACUCAAUUUGCUGGCCAUUCACAUGGAACUAUUGCCCACCCCCCCAGUCCACAAAACCAGGAAGGUUGGAGAAUUCUGCUGUAGAUCUUCUGGAAUCUCCAGAGAUCAUGUUGGGGAAGGAGAGGUUUUCUCUGUCCCUGCCCCAUGUGACUCCAAACCAGAAGUGGGAAGCAUUUCAGAGGGAUAAUUUUUUGCAGCCACUUUGAAAAUGGUACACUUCCAGUAUUGUGCAGCCUGCGGGGAUACCGAGGGUGGAACAGCCUGCUCUCCUUCUACAAGUUUUUAAUAAAAGGGAUUUAUGACUGUUUUUCACAUUUAUGACCAUUACAUCCCUGUGGUCACAAUCAAAAUUCAGAUGCAUGGCCACUGACUUAUGACCGUUGCUAUGUCCUGGGGUGAUUUGUUCCCCUUUUGCGGCUUUCUAACAACCAGUCAAUGGGGAAGUCAGAUUCACUUAACAACCAUAUUAGUAAUUUAAAAGCCGCAGUGAUUCUUAAUUUAUUAACUUAACUGUGGAAACGAUAAUGCAAGUGGGGAGGUGUCCAGCCACUCACAUGGCCAUGGCCCACAGGUUGGGGACCCCGAAUCUAGAUUCCAUGUUCUCUGCUCUUCAAGUCUCGCAUGCAAUCGGUUAUCUUUGUGUGAUCAUUUGCUUACAGACACGUCAAAUAUACUGAAUGCAUAUUAUAACUUGUUUCUGUACCUUAUAAAGGCAACUUGAUUCCCCCUUAAUAAAUGCUGUUUGCUUUG
Molecule: messenger RNA, 3468 nt
Organism: Ahaetulla prasina
Lineage: Eukaryota; Metazoa; Chordata; Lepidosauria; Squamata; Colubridae
Gene: CARD9
Product: caspase recruitment domain family member 9
Exons: 13
Coding region: 359-1927 (522 amino acids)
Biological process (GO): positive regulation of canonical NF-kappaB signal transduction; regulation of apoptotic process
Source: RefSeq, a predicted model, not a curated record